GGUUUGGAUCGAACUGCAGCAGCUUCCGCUCUCUGGCGUCACACACAUGUAGCACAACAUGGCCCCUGCCAGCCGGGCUGUUGUGGUAGCGCUCUCACUGCUGUAUUUGUGCCGGGUGAUCUUCUCCUCCGAGUAUUUCUCUACUCUCACUUUGUUCAACAAUGAGCUCCACAAGCAGGGAUGCAGCUCGCUGUCCGAGUGGGAAGAGUACGCGGCUGACUGCGAGUCCUCCAUUUUACAGUUGGAAGACCCAGACUGUGAAGAGGGAAGCAACCCGCCUUGCGAAUCAGUCUUCUCACUUAACGCAGAAAAGAUCUUGAACCAGGCUAAGUUGUUUAUAGAACAGAAAAAAAUCCCCUUCCCUGUAGAUAACCACAACACGAACGAAGAACUUGCUAUAGGCUACGUUCUGAUAGGCAACGGUCUUUAUGAUGAAGCCAUCAAGCACUUCUCACUCUUAUUACAGGGCGACCCAGAGCUGGUCAGUGCCAUCUAUGGGAGAGGGAUAGCUUAUGGGAAGAAAAGUCUACAGGACAUAAAGAAUGCUGACUUGGCGUUGUACGAGCUCAACAGAGUCAUCACCCUGGAGCCGAGCUGGCCAGAGGUCUACGAGCAGAGAGCAGAGAUCCUGUCUCCUCUGGGUCGUAUCAGCGAGGCUCUAGGUGAUCUGACCAAAGCCAUCCAGCUGCAGCCCUCAGCCCGGCUCUACAGACACAGAGGAACACUGCUCUUCAUUUCCGAGGACUAUGUGGCAGCUAUGGAAGACUUCCAGCAGUCUUUAGAGCUUAAGAAGAAUCAGCCUAUCGCCAUGCUGUAUAAAGGCCUCACCUUCUUCCACAGAGGCAUGCUCAAGGAAGCCAUUGAGACAUUCAAAGAGGCGCUGAAGUUAAAGUCUGAUUUCAUCGAUGCCUAUAAGAGCCUUGGACAGGCCUACAGAGAGCUGGGUGAUUUUGAGUCAGCGAUGGAGAGCUUCCAGAAAGCCCUCAUGUUGAACCAGAACCACAUCCAGUCUCUCCAGCUCCGAGGCAUGAUGCUGUACCACCACGGCUCGCUGCAGGAGGCCAUAGGCAACUUCAAGAGGUGUCUUCAGUUGGAGCCCUACAACGAGGUGUGUCAGUACAUGAAGGGGCUGAGCCACGUGGCGAUGGGACAGUUCUACGAGGGCAUCAAAGCUCAGACUAAAGUCAUGUUGAACGACCCUCUGCUAGGACAGAAGGCCAGCUCCGAAUACCUCAAAGUGAAAUACCUCAGAGAGUACUCUCGCUACCUGCACUCCCACCUUGACAUCCCAGUAGCAGAGUACAACGUGGACCAGGACUUACCAGGGAACUUUAAAAACCACUGGGCCAAGAACCUGCCUUUUCUAAUAGAAGACUAUGAGGAGCAGCCCGGCCUGCAGCCACAUAUAAAGGACGUGCUGCCGCAGAACUUUGACAGCUACAGCAGUGACGUUCAGAAGCUGAUCUGCACAGCCGACCACCUGGGGGCGCUAAUGCAAUACGACACUCCUGGUUUCUUACCUAACAGAAGAAUACACAGAGCCAUGGGUUUAGCGACGCUGGAGGUGAUGCAGGCCAUGCAUCGAACAUGGAGCAACUCCAAAGUGCGAGUCAACGGCAAGACCAGGCAAAUGCAGUGGAGAGACAUGUUCGACAUAGCUGUUAAAUGGAGGAGGAUCGCGGAUCCAGACCAGCCAGUUCUGUGGUUAGACCAGAUGCCCGCCAGGAGUCUGAGUCGAGGCUUCAACAAUCACAUCAAUCUGAUCAGGGGACAGAUUAUCAACAUCAGAUACCUGGCCUACUUUGACAACAUCCUCGACUUCAUUAAAGACAGAAUACUGGUGUAUCAUGGGGCGUACAACCCCCGAGGACUGUUAGAGGUCCGUCAGGCUCUUGAAAAUGUGAAUAAAGUAGAAGAUCUGCUUCCUAUAAUGAAGCAGUUCAAUAGUAAAACCAGAGAUGGCUUCACGGUCAACUCCAAGGUGCCGAGCAUGAAGGAUCUCGGAAAAGAGUACGACGGUUUUACCAUCACCAUCACUGGAGACAGGGUGGGCAACAUGUUAUUCUCAGUGGAGACUCAGACGACAGAAGAGCGGACGCAGCAGUACCAGUCAGAGAUAGAGUCCAUCUACAAAGACCUCACCGCCAAAGGAAAGGCGUUAAUGCUGUCCACUGAGCUAGGGGAUGCAGACGCCGUGUGUAACCUGAUCCUCUCUUUGGUUUAUUACUUCUGCAACCUCAUGCCCCUCUCCAGAGGAUCCAGUGUGGUGGCCUACUCAGUCGUGAUGGGGGCGCUGAUGGCCAGUGGGAAAGAGGUCAUCGGCAGGAUCCCGAAAGGAAAGCUGGUGGAUUUUGAGUCCAUGACCACACCCAGUCCAGACAGCUUCAGUAAAACAGCAAAGCACUGGAUGAAUCUCAAAAGUUUACCAAGUUGGUACCAGAGUCUUCCGUCCGUAGCGGAGACCUUCCCGUCCACCAGAACGAUGAUCGAGGUUCUCAACACAGACUCGUCUUCACACUGUCCAAAGAAGUCCUAACACAACUUCUAAACAGGAGAGAAGUCUGUUUAUUUUAAGUCUUAAUGAUGGAGCUUCUACACUGGGCAGAACAAAGGGGCCCGUCUUCUUCUGCAACCCAAACUAAACUGGACCGAGUUCUCCAGAAGCAUCUUAGCUUCAAUGCCUACAUUUUAAAUUCAUAGUGUUACUUGACACAUUUGGGAAGCAGGUCUCUUGGUCCAGGGUAGAACUGAGGUGAUAUUUUACAAUUU
Messenger RNA from Sander lucioperca (pikeperch), 2769 nucleotides. RefSeq names its product tetratricopeptide repeat domain 13 (gene ttc13). Bases 59 to 2536 code for a protein of 825 amino acids. The record is from RefSeq and is a predicted model, not a curated record. The transcript has 23 exons. NCBI's taxonomy places the organism in Eukaryota, Metazoa, Chordata, Actinopteri, Perciformes, Percidae. Gene Ontology annotation, molecular function: protein binding.